UCUCCUCCCUCCUUUGCCAGCCCUACCGCCUCGCCAUGGGAAAUGAGGCCAGCUACCAAACUGAGCUGUGCAACCACUUCGACCAGGAAGAGAUAAGAAGGCUGGGUAAAAGCUUCAGGAAGCUGGACUUGGACAAAUCGGGCUCCCUGAGCAUAGAAGAGUUCAUGAGGCUGCCUGAGCUGCAGCAGAAUCCGCUGGUGGGCCGAGUGAUCGACAUCUUCGACACAGACGGCAACGGGGAAGUGGACUUCCACGAGUUCAUCGUGGGCACCUCCCAGUUCAGCGUCAAGGGUGAUGAAGAGCAGAAGCUAAGGUUCGCCUUCAGAAUCUACGACAUGGAUAAUGAUGGCUUCAUCUCCAAUGGGGAGCUCUUCCAGGUGCUUAAGAUGAUGGUGGGAAACAACCUCAAGGACUGGCAGCUGCAGCAGCUGGUGGACAAGAGCAUCUUGGUCCUGGAUAAGGAUGGCGAUGGCCGGAUAUCCUUUGAAGAGUUCAGUGAUGUGGUCAAGACCAUGGAGAUCCACAAGAAAUUGGUCGUGUUUGUAGAACACGGUCAAGAAGACUUAAAAGCUUAAAACUAAGAAAAUGCACAUCUUUGCCUUUCUUUCUCAAGCUUGUGUAUGUGGGAGAAGACAACAGUUCUCAUGUGGAGUAUUAGGAACUCCUUCCCUGUGGCAUUCAGACUUUUAACAGAUUGUUAACUUCAUGUUGUAACAACUAGCAAAAAUAUAUUUAUCUUUGCUUAGUGUCCUUUAAUCUCUCUCGGGGCACAAAGAACUCCAUAGCAGGAUACACCCAGAAAUCCCUGAGUAUGUUUGAGGGAUAGAAGUCUGAACGGGAGAUUCUGUCUCAGUGCUUCAGUCCACCAGAAAGUAGCUUCAGUGUUCAUGUGAAAACAGCUAAAUCUGGACCACAUGGCCGGCCCACCCGGUGUGGUACAACAGCUUUUCAGCAUUUGAGGUUCAGAAAAGCAGGAUUUUGGCCAGAUAGGGCAACAUCCUCCCCAGAAAGAGUCCUCUCAUCCAAUACCCAGUAGGAGAGAAUGGGAGAGUCCAUUUUCCCACCGGGUGGAGUGAGAAGAUACAGGCUGACGUACCCUUUCGCAGGAUGCGGAAGUGCCAUUGUUCUGGAUGAUGAGAAAUACAGAUUCCAAGCAAAAUGAAACUUAAUGACAUCAAUGUGGUUUGCUUUUGAGAAUCAGAUCUGGUCCCUAGCAGAGAAGCCAAGAGCUGUCUUAUCCCAGGAAGGUUCCCCUACUGUAACAUCCAACUCAGAGUUCCUCAUGUCUGAAUCAUUAAACUAAUACCCUUGGAAGUGCUUGAACUUGUUGAUUCUAGACAAGAAAUGUUACACAACUCUCUCGCCAAGUCACUUAGUUCUUGUCGGUGGCCUGAGCUCAGCAGUGUUGGAUAGUACAGCACAGAAAGGAACAAGCUCUGUUCUGUUUUGGAGUCAGUUUAUCCCCAUACGUGUGUCUAGCUCUCUGAAGCCCCUUAGACUAUUGCCAAUUCAUAGAGUAUAAGAUGUCCUUGGAACACCUGACGUCCAUGUGCUAGCGUCCAUUUCACAGACUGUUCCCUGUAAUAAGCUACCUGAGACUCCAAAUACUGACACAGUGAAAUAAACAAUUACUGCACAUACUCAGUCAAAGAACACCACUUAACUACUCCUAGUUUAUUGUCAUAUUUUAAAGAAGCUGCCAACUAGUCUUGGGGAGUGGGAAUCCACAGAUUUCAUUACUGGCAAGGUGCCCAUUAAUCCCAAGGCCAAAACUUUAAAUAUUAUACUUUACUUCAGACCCACAAGGAAUAGGAACCCCUGACUCUAUUCUUCCUUUUCCAUUUGAAAGUAUCUAUUUGGGUUGUACAAAUAAUACCGUCCCUGUAACAGUGGAGUCAAACACAUUUCUCAAUAGUUAAGACAGUUUGAGAGCCAAAUAGCCCAGGGUAUGGAUUCAGGUAGAACAGUAUAGCCACACCACUUAUGAGUUAGGUGAAUAUGAGCACCUCGGCCUGUGUGUCUUUCCAUCUAAGUUUAUUCUGAGGACCCAAAGAGAAGAAAUGUGUAAAGCGUUUACUGUACAGACUUCCCUGCCUCUCUCUCUCCCUGUAUCUGUGAGACCAGUGUGGAAAGGACCGUGGGGUCCUUGGAUCCUCACUUCCUGAUAUCAAGCUACCACUGUUCUGAAAUUAAAUGGACAUCUAUGGAAUCCUGACCAAGAAAGGGAAUGAAUGAUAGGAGCAGACCCCAAGUCCCUCCUCACCACGCAUGCGCAGACCACACCACAGACUUCUCAAACUGAGACAUAAAGAACACUUGAAAGAGAGCCUCUCAUCCUAGCCUGACAUAUCUGACUCUGAGAGGAAAUUUUAGUGAGAAAGGUGAACACCAUCCAAACAGGUCUCCUGAGGACAGCCAUUAUUAGACAGCCAUUAGCCACAGGACAGCUCUGGACAUGCACACCUUCCAAUAGAAAAAAAAUUGAAAUUAUGACCAAGGAUUUGAAGAAUACUUAGUUAGCUGUUCAUAUUUAAUAAGAAGACUCUUUUGGAGUAGCUGGAAUAAGUUACCUGAUCAACCAUAUCAUAGCUACAUAAAACUUUGGACUGAGUAGUUGUUUCUGGUUUGACAACAAAAAUGAUCUGGCUAGAUAUUUGGGGAAAUGUAUUAUAUUGAUUUCGAAGUUAGAAUGCUUUUUUUUUCCAGCUAACUUUCAAUUUCUCACCAACCAAUAGUUCUAUACAACUUCUUAGAGUGACAGUAAGAAUUGGUGUGGGCGGGGCAAUCAGCUCCUAACUUUUGUCAUAACUUGCGUGAUGUCAUUUGAUCAACACUGAGGUGGUGCCCUCAUCUCAGCUUUACAAGUGACAGAGACAAUCUUGUCCAUGGACAUGAACCUGGUAAGAAGAACAGAAAGAUUGAAGGCCACAAAGACUGAGUUUGCUUUCUAUUAUAUUAAAUUCAUCUCAUUUUUAUAGUUCCUAU
Mus musculus (house mouse) is the source of this 2985-nucleotide messenger RNA. RefSeq names its product protein phosphatase 3, regulatory subunit B, alpha isoform (calcineurin B, type II) (gene Ppp3r2). The transcript has 2 exons. The record is from RefSeq and is marked provisional. Gene Ontology annotation, cellular component: mitochondrion; calcineurin complex. NCBI's taxonomy places the organism in Eukaryota, Metazoa, Chordata, Mammalia, Rodentia, Muridae. The coding region runs from base 36 to 575 and encodes 179 amino acids. Gene Ontology annotation, molecular function: calcium-dependent protein serine/threonine phosphatase regulator activity; calcium ion binding.